GGGACAUCACACAGAAGGGAUAUGAAAAGAAAAGGUCCAAACUCCUGUCUCCUUACAGCCCACAGACACAAGAAACUGAUUCAGCAGCACAGAAAGAACAUCGAAACCAGACACCUGCUCCAUCUGCAACUCAAACUUCCGCUCCCUCUAAGUACCACCGAUCUCGAUCUGGGGGAGCCAGGGAUGAACGAUACCGGUCAGAUAUCCACACAGAAGCUGUUCAAGCUGCACUGGCAAAGCAUAAAGAACAGAAGAUGGCUUUGCCCAUGCCGACCAAAAGGCGGUCCACGUUUGUCCAGUCUCCUGCAGAUGCCUGCACACCUCCGGACACGUCUUCGGCCUCUGAGGAUGAGGGCUCUCUGAGACGCCAAGCUGCGCUCUCUGCUGCCUUGCAACAGAGCUUACAGAAUGCUGAGUCCUGGAUCAACCGUUCAAUUCAGGGAUCGUCCACUUCUUCAUCCGCAUCUUCUACGCUGUCUCAUGGAGAGGUCAAAGGAACCAGUGGGUCUCUAGCUGAUGUAUUUGCCAGUACUCGAAUAGAGAACUUCUCUGCUCCCCCCGAUGUCACUACAACUACCUCUUCCUCCUCAUCAUCUUCCUCAAUACGCCCAGCAAAUAUUGACCUGCCCCCCUCGGGGAUAGUUAAAGGCAUGCACAAAGGAUCCAACAGGUCCAGCCUUAUGGAUACCGCUGAUGGUGUUCCUGUCAGCAGCAGAGUAUCCACAAAAAUACAGCAACUUCUCAACACUCUGAAACGACCGAAAAGGCCUCCCUUAAAGGAAUUUUUUGUGGAUGACUCUGAAGAAAUUGUGGAAGGUAUACCUCAGCCAGACCCCAACCAGCCCAAGCCUGAGGGACGGCAGAUGACCCCUGUGAAGGGAGAGCCUUUAGGAGUCAUCUGUAACUGGCCUCCUGCUCUUGAAUCUGCCCUGCAGCGCUGGGGCACCACGCAGGCCAAAUGCUCCUGUCUGACUGCACUGGACGUGACAGGGAAGCCAGUUUACACUCUGACAUAUGGGAAGUUGUGGAGCAGAAGUUUGAAGUUGGCCUACACACUGCUUAAUAAACUGGGGACCAAAAAUGAGCCUGUGUUAAAACCUGGAGACAGGGUAGCCCUGGUUUAUCCCAACAAUGAUCCGGUCAUGUUUAUGGUGGCUUUUUAUGGCUGUCUCCUGGCAGAAGUGAUUCCAGUGCCUAUAGAGGUACCUCUUACCAGAAAGGAUGCUGGAGGUCAACAGAUUGGCUUCUUGCUAGGAAGCUGUGGCAUUGCCUUAGCUCUUACCAGUGAAGUUUGUCUAAAAGGACUGCCAAAAACCCAGAAUGGAGAAAUUGUACAAUUUAAAGGUUGGCCCCGGCUCAAAUGGGUUGUAACAGAUUCCAAGUACCUUUCAAAGCCACCUAAAGACUGGCAACCCCACAUCUCACCUGCUGGUACAGAACCAGCAUACAUUGAGUAUAAAACCAGCAAAGAAGGGAGUGUAAUGGGAGUUACAGUAUCCCGGCUUGCAAUGUUGUCUCACUGCCAAGCUCUGUCGCAGGCCUGCAAUUAUUCUGAAGGGGAAACAAUAGUAAAUGUUUUAGACUGUAAAAAGGACGCUGGACUGUGGCACGGCAUGUUUGCGAAUGUAAUGAACAAGAUGCAUACAAUUAGUGUACCAUACUCCGUUAUGAAGACCUGUCCUCUCUCUUGGGUCCAAAGAGUACACGCUCACAAAGCUAAGGUAGCUUUAGUAAAAUGUCGAGACUUACACUGGGCUAUGAUGGCACAUCGAGACCAAAGAGAUGUGAGCUUGAGUUCCCUGCGAAUGUUGAUUGUGACUGAUGGAGCUAAUCCCUGGUCUGUGUCAUCCUGUGAUGCCUUCCUGAGUCUGUUCCAAAGCCACGGGCUGAAACCUGAGGCCAUCUGUCCGUGUGCUACGUCUGCCGAAGCCAUGACCGUGGCCAUCCGCAGGCCUGGAGUUCCAGGGGCCCCUUUGCCAGGGAGAGCCAUUCUCUCAAUGAAUGGAUUGAGCUAUGGAGUAAUACGGGUCAAUACCGAAGAUAAAAAUUCAGCGCUAACGGUCCAGGAUGUGGGGCAUGUGAUGCCUGGUGGGAUGAUGUGCAUUGUGAAACCAGAUGGACCUCCCCAACUCUGCAAAACAGAUGAAAUCGGAGAAAUCUGUGUUAGUUCCAGAACUGGAGGCAUGAUGUACUUUGGGCUUGCUGGUGUGACAAAAAAUACAUUUGAGGUGAUUCCAGUGAAUUCUGUAGGCUCUCCUGUUGGAGAUGUGCCAUUCAUCCGGUCUGGACUGCUGGGCUUCGUAGGGCCAGGUAGUCUGGUGUUUGUGGUUGGAAAAAUGGAUGGAUUACUGAUGGUUAGCGGUCGAAGGCAUAAUGCUGAUGACAUUGUUGCUACUGGAUUGGCAGUUGAGUCAAUAAAGACUGUUUAUAGGGGAAGAAUUGCUGUGUUUUCUGUGUCUGUAUUUUAUGAUGAGCGCAUUGUGGUGGUUGCGGAACAAAGACCUGAUGCUUCGGAGGAAGACAGUUUCCAGUGGAUGAGCCGCGUGUUACAGGCAAUUGACAGCAUUCAUCAAGUGGGAGUUUAUUGUCUUGCUCUGGUGCCUGCCAACACAUUGCCAAAGACUCCACUGGGAGGGAUCCAUAUAUCUCAGACAAAGCAGCUCUUCCUGGAGGGAUCUCUACAUCCUUGCAAUAUCCUCAUGUGCCCACAUACAUGUGUGACGAAUUUGCCAAAACCCCGGCAAAAGCAACCAGGUGUGGGUCCUGCUUCUGUGAUGGUUGGGAAUCUGGUUGCCGGGAAACGCAUCGCACAAGCUGCUGGAAGGGAUCUGGGGCAAAUUGAAGAAAAUGAUUUAGUGAGGAAGCACCAGUUUCUGGCUGAGAUUUUACAGUGGCGAGCCCAGGCAACUCCUGACCAUGUACUCUUCAUGCUGCUAAAUGCCAAGGGAACUACUGUGUGCACAGCUAGCUGCCUUCAGCUUCAUAAGCGAGCGGAAAGGAUUGCCUCAGUUCUUGGUGAUAAAGGACAUCUCAAUGCAGGAGACAAUGUGGUGUUGCUCUACCCGCCUGGCAUCGAGCUAAUUGCUGCGUUCUAUGGCUGCCUAUAUGCGGGGUGCAUCCCUGUGACCGUCCGACCUCCUCACGCCCAGAACCUUACUGCUACGUUGCCCACUGUCCGCAUGAUUGUUGAUGUCAGCAAAGCAGCCUGUAUUCUCACCACUCAGACGCUCAUGCGGCUACUGAGGUCCCGCGAGGCGGCAGCAGCUGUAGACGUGAAAACCUGGCCGACCAUCAUUGACACAGAUGAUUUACCCAGGAAAAGGUUACCCCAGCUGUAUAAACCACCCACUCCUGAGAUGUUGGCAUAUCUUGACUUCAGCGUCUCCACAACUGGCAUGCUUACAGGAGUGAAGAUGUCCCACUCUGCAGUAAAUGCUCUUUGCAGAGCCAUCAAGCUCCAGUGUGAGUUGUACUCUUCUCGGCAGAUCGCCAUCUGCCUUGACCCUUACUGCGGACUUGGCUUUGCACUCUGGUGUCUCUGCAGCGUCUACUCGGGUCACCAGUCCAUCUUAAUUCCUCCUAUGGAGUUAGAAAACAACCUUUUCCUCUGGCUUGCCACUGUCAACCAGUACAAAGUAAGGGAUACUUUCUGCUCCUAUUCAGUGAUGGAGCUCUGCACUAAAGGGCUUGGAAACCAAGUGGAGGUGCUGAAGACGAGAGGGAUCAACCUCUCCUGCAUCCGGACGUGUGUGGUGGUGGCGGAGGAGCGGCCCCGCAUUGCCCUGCAGCAGUCCUUCUCCAAGCUCUUCAAAGACAUCGGCCUGUCUCCUCGGGCCGUCAGCACCACUUUUGGAUCAAGAGUCAAUGUAGCAAUAUGUUUACAGGGAACCUCAGGGCCUGAUCCAACUACUGUAUACGUAGAUCUGAAGUCAUUAAGACAUGACAGGGUUCGUCUUGUGGAACGGGGUGCCCCCCAGAGUUUGCUCCUCUCCGAGUCUGGAAAGAUUUUACCUGGAGUGAAAGUGGUUAUCGUGAAUCCUGAGACCAAAGGGCCUGUGGGAGACUCUCACCUUGGAGAGAUUUGGGUGAACAGUCCUCACACAGCCAGUGGCUACUACACCAUCUAUGACAGCGAGACUCUUCAAGCUGAUCACUUCAACACUCGCCUCAGCUUUGGAGAUGCUGCUCAGACACUCUGGGCCCGGACAGGAUACCUUGGUUUUGUCCGCCGGACUGAGCUCACCGCGGCCACUGGAGAGCGUCAUGAUGCAUUAUAUGUGGUGGGAGCUCUGGAUGAAACGCUGGAGCUGAGAGGAUUGCGCUAUCACCCGACUGACAUUGAGACCUCAGUGUCUCGGAUCCACCGGAGCAUUGCUGAAUGUGCCGUGUUCACGUGGACCAACUUGCUCGUGGUGGUUGUGGAACUAUGUGGCUCUGAACAGGAGGCCCUAGACUUGGUUCCUCUAGUGACCAAUGUGGUCCUGGAAGAGCAUUACCUCAUCGUUGGCGUUGUGGUUGUGGUGGACCCUGGUGUCAUCCCAAUCAACUCCAGAGGAGAGAAGCAGAGGAUGCACCUACGUGACAGUUUCCUAGCUGACCAGCUAGACCCCAUCUAUGUGGCUUACAACAUGUAGCCAGCCUUUGGGGAUUGACGGGCCAUCCUGAAGAACCAUACAGUGAAGAAGACCCGUGGCUAGGAGCAAGUUUUCAAAUGAUGUGAAAUAAAUUGAGAUGGCUACAUUACAUCCUUCAUCUCAUCCUGCGGGAUUCUGCAACAUGCAGCAGAGGAAAGGGGACUGCUGUGGUGGUGAACGAAAAAAAUGUUCACAGCCUCUGAGAUACGAGCUUUGGCGUAGCCGGAGCUGCACGUUCCUGAAGGAAUUACAUGCAUGUUGCAUUUUUUUCAUCUGUUGUACAUACUUGUAUUUUUAUCUAAUGCCAUUUUAGAAUUUUAUAAGGGAGUUUAAUGAAUUCAUAUGAAAGGGGGUAGUCUGAGUUACAGUUCCCCGCUCUGUACUGUAUUUUGCCAUUUUACUGUAGCUAGAUGUCCUGCGGGUUUUGUUAACACGGAACUACUUGGCUUACUUUCAUUCAACCCAUGCGACUCAGAUAACCCACUGAAUACGAGAAUUACUUUAUAUACAGAAUUCUUGACUGUAAAACAUUUGACCAGUGUUUUAAACAUGUAAAUAGGACUACACAUAAUUCAACUAAAGAAUUGAAGAAUUGGCUUGUAUGAUUAUAAUAACCAAAGUAGAAAUAUUUCUACUUUGAGGGGAUUUCAAUAUUCUCUUAAUGUAGUGUAAUUGAUUAGGUAACUAAAACAUGCAAAUUGUUCGCAGAUUUUGCUGCACAUCGUUCUAUGUCUUUGUUGGCUGGUGUAUUUUAUAAACUAAAGCUGCCUAUGUUUGUUUUUAAAGCUUGCAUUCCCAGAAUCAGCUUAAGCGUCUAAGAAUUCAGCUUGUUUCUAUAAGCUGAAAAUCUCAGUUUAAAAAUCAAAUUGUUAAGAAAAAGCUAAGAUUCAUUAGAUCCCACCCUAUUCUAAGGAACUCACUCUUGCCCCAGUGUUGAAACUUAUCUUUCAAAUUUAGGGUGACUACAUAAGAAUUUAGAAUUUCCUCUUUUUCCAGACCCAUUGUAAACUGUGUCUACAGUUUAAACAUAGACCUUCUGCUUUUUUGAAAACUGAAGAGUGUCCUCUGUUCUUCCAGUUUGUGAGGGCAGGGAGUUUAAAAACAAGAAUGAUAAGCUGGGAAGGCAGUGGGAUCAACCAUCGCAUGAAACUUUAAGACCACAUAACUACACAGCUCAAAACUGACCACUUUGGGUUGCCAAAAUAGUCAGGCUUAUGCUGAAACAGGGGAAGUCGGAUGUAUGCAAGAAACUCUUUUGAAAUAACUCUGGUGCCCAACAGGCCAAGCAGACUGAGUAUGGGAUCGAGUUUGGCUUCUGGCUCGGUUUCCUUUCUUUGGUCUGAUACUUCAUGUAUUUGAAUAUAGUUGAAUUUUAUUAUUUUUUUCUUACAGAAAUAUUUUUAAAAAUUAAAAAAAAAAAAAACCUCAAAAGUGAAAAGAGUUAACUCGUUAAAUCAGAAUGGUUCUCUUUGACCCACUCUGGUCUAUUGUGUAAAUAUUUAUUUAGACUAUUUUAAUAAUACAUAUUAUUUACCCCACUGUAACAUCAUGUAAACUAAAUAUGUUUUUAAACAAUUUUUAAGACUUGUAAUUACCCUGAAAAUAAGGUUUAUAGUGCAAAGACCAGACCCUUCACUAUGGGGGCACCCCUGGGCUGCCCUUACAGAGUCUCAUGACUCAAAGCCGCUUUGUGACUCCCUUUUACAUAAUCCUCUUUUCUUCCCAGCUCAUUCUCCAGAGAAUAAACCUCAAGACAUUUCUCAGUUCCAGAUCUCUUUUUCAACAUUUUGGGUGGGAUUCAUUUACACUUCAUGGGGAAAGGCUCUAGAAUGUACAGGAACAAAGCACCUAAACUGGGCAAACAAGAAACCCCAGAGUCUAGCGUUGUUUGGCAGAGAAAACAGCCUGAUUAUUUGGAAAGCAGUUGUCUUACAACUUUUAAUGACUCCCUAAACAAAAUGGGAACCUGAGGAUUAAAAUAGUUCUAUAUCCACAAUCCCCAAAUUCUAAGAGAAAAGUAUAGACAGAUUCUAUCUUGUGUCAUAAUUCUUACUAACACAAGUUAGACUGUGAGCAUCUACCGGGAUGCAUUGUCUGCUAUAAAUGUGAGCCAUAUCUGCAGUUUAAAAGUGUCUAGUAACCAUUCUUUAAACAGUAAAAAGAAGCAAGUGAUAUUGACUUUAAUAUAUUUUAUUUAACCCAGUAUAUAAAAAAAUACUAUCAUUUCAACAUGAAAUUAAUAUGAAAGUUGAGAUAUUUUACAUUAUUUUUAUUUCUUAUUAAGUCUUUAAAAUCUAGUGUAUAGUACGUCUCAAUUCAGACUAACUGUAUUUCAAGUCUUCAGUAGCCCAACAUGGCUAGUGGCUACCAUAUUUAACAGUGUAGAUCUCUACCCAUUGCUUCAAGUAAAACACUCCGCUAAUUUCAGAGUGUGGCCAGUUUGGGGGCUGAUUAUCCAUCUUGGUGGUUCCUCAGGUCUCUAAUUUCUUCAUUUUGUUUGCUUGCGGCCAUGUGGCUGCUUUUUUGAUCUUUUGCAGAGUAUGCUAGUGGAAGAAAGAGGGCUAAGAACUGUCCCUGCAGGACUGCCUAGUUAGGUGUCCUCUGGAAGGAAAGGAAAGAGGGUCGGUCCAGUCAUUAGCUUAGAUGGGGUUUGUAGGAUCAUCUGCAGAUUAAGGCUUAGUCUGUCACAGUUUUGAGUAUGAAAAUGUCCUGUGACACAUGCUCUUGCUCUUUCCACAUUAAGUGGAACCCUUAACAGAACUGAUUCCCAAGGCAAGUCCAAAAGGUCAUGGUUGACGAAAACACAGCCUUUCCAAUACUCUGGAACAUGUUCUGUCUGGGAAAUAUACCUGCAGAAAAAAAUAAACAGCAAGCUCCAUCUCAUUUCAGAGAAAUUCCUUGGUCUAAAAGAUUUCUGAAUCUCUUUCUGGUUCUCAGCAGAAGUAACUGAGCUAGAUCAGGAAGGGUCUGCUUCAAGAAGAUUCCUAGGCCCUGGGGAUUCUUCAAGCUGCACAGACACCAUCCUUUCCGUCAGUGACACCCUGGGAAUACCAGUAUACUGACCAGCGUCAGGGAAUCCACACAGUCUUCACUCCUUCCCUGUACCAGGCCCUGUCCUCCCGAAGCCCUGCUGUUUAGGGACCACUGCCUGUCUCGACUGUGUGAGUGUGUC
Tupaia belangeri chinensis (Chinese tree shrew) is the source of this 7806-nucleotide messenger RNA. It is a transcript of the gene DIP2B, whose product is annotated as DIP2 acetate--CoA ligase B (putative). Lineage: Eukaryota; Metazoa; Chordata; Mammalia; Scandentia; Tupaiidae. The record is from RefSeq and is a predicted model, not a curated record.